UUUGUUGUAUAAUAAUGUAUGUGUAAUAAUUUGCAUCAAACAAUUUAUGAUGCAAAUUAUUAUUAUAUAUGUUAUGGACAAAGUGAUGAAGGGGCAUUAUGCAUAAUUACGGGGGUGACACUGCCUAUGCUUCGCUAUGUUUUUGCGUGUCCCCUUGAAUGUCCUGUUCAACCAGAAAAUCCGCAAGAGGCGCUAGUUCCGACCCGUAUCCGUCAAUUGCGUUCACGUGACUGCUUACUGCCUGUCAGCGAUUGUUGUGUUCUGUAGGUUAUGUUUUGUUGGUUUCGUGGGUUUCGUGCGUUUUAUGUUUGGUACAUUUUAUAGCGAAAACAAUUGUGAAAAUUCCGUCAAGUAUAUCAAAUACGUCGACGUCGAGUAUUAUUACAAUGUUUGCUGUUCAUAAAUCUGUUUUUAAAUAGAAUUUUUUACAACAGUGCGAGUGUUGCGUUGUACGAAAGAGACAUUAAACAAUUUCAUAAUUGUGUCGGUCCUUGAAUGAAAUGCCUACCUGCGUAGUGGCAGGCUGUACCUCGGGCUACAGAAGUAACCCCGAGAAAAAACGGUUUUUCUCUGUUCCAAAGAACGAAAGUGUGCGCCAGCAAUGGCUGGCUGCUGUACGUCGAAAGGACAUGCAACUGACACAGAAACAUUACGUGUGCGAAAACCACUUUUACCCGAGCAGUAUUAUAUGGCAAAAAAUACUGAAAGAUGCGGAUGGAAAUGUAAUCGGUGUGGGUGCUAGAACCCAAGUUCCGCGACUGGAACGUGGCACUGUUCCGUCUGUUUUCCCAUGGUCAGAAUUUGUCGACACGGAUCAGUUGAGAAGCGCAGCGUCGGUCCAGGUCUCCGUUUCAGCAGCAACUGCGGAGGUAGCACUGGGUACUUCGGAGAGCAAAACCCCUAUCGAGGUGUCAUUCUCGAAGGAAGCUUCUGAAGCUACAGCGGAGGCAGUCAAAUCACUUGAAGUAAUGGAUACUUCUGAGAGCAAACCUGUUAUCGAGGAAUCGACAAGAAUGCUGUGGACGGACUCGACGGUAUCAACCGAAUCAACAGCAGUGACAGCUCUGAUGGAAAAAUGUAGUGCAGACGUUUCGCGUAAGUACUGUUCGUAUGCCGAAGAAUUGGCAGGUGGCAGACAAAACUUUCAAUGGAGUCCGCUUCAUUGGAUUUUAUACGAUCAAUUAUUGUAAAGAUUUCCGAGAUACUAUCUUUCUCAAGAUUGAUAAACAAGUAAUCCUAUCCGAGGAUAGCGAGGGCAUACGUGCGAAGAUUAAUGUUAUGGGCCAUUCCGUCGGUGCUGCAAUUGGAUUACUCGAGGAACCGAUCACUGAGAUUGAGCAUCUCGAAACCUUGCUGAAUGAAGUGGACGGUAUGAAGGUCUGUACCGGUUCUGUUGUACGAACUUGCAGGCAUGAACUGCAGCGAGUAGAUUACCAUUACGCUUACGAAGACAGAUCGGGCAAGUGGCGGCAUAAUAACUGUCCGUUGUUGUUGUGCGGCAGCAAAAAAGCAUGCGAGCAUUGCAUUCGUUUGAAAAGAGCAAUGGCUAAACGUGCAUUGCGAGCGAAACAAUGUGAGAAGAAGAGCCAAAGUAUACGCCUAACGCAUUCACCGAGAGAACAGAAGCUGUUACAGCGUGUGCAAAAACUAAAUGCAGCGGCCAAAAAGAGAUCUCGAGCUUUACGCUCUCUUAUAAAGUGGAAAGCCCAAUUUGCGGGAAAUGAAGCCAAAUUACAGAAAAUUUGUAAAAUGAAAACGGAACAACUGCCGACGGACCAAAAUAUUACGGAGAAUCAGCGUACUACGAUACAGGAAUUUUUGCAGGCAAAUUAGUGCAAAAGCUCCAAAGGGAGACGAUACUCCCAAGCAUGGAUCCUGCUAUGCAUGUUACUGCAUAUGCGUUCUCCCCAAGGAUAUAGAUUCCUACGCGAUCAAAGCGUGUUGCCUCUACCCGCCGUACGGACAGUUCAAAGGUAUCUCUCUAUCAUCGAUACAAAGUGUAGAUUCGAUGAGAACUUUUUGAAAUUAUUUGCCGAAAUCAUGGUCGACAAACCAGACCUGCAGAGGCACGGAGCACUUCGCAUCGACGAAAUGUCCACUCGCAAAAGCGUCAGCGUUAAGGCUCUUGGUAGCCGUGAACUCCGCGUUGACAGUGGCGACAUAAUUGUGGAAUAAAAACCCAGUCGAUUUAUUGUAUAAGUAAAUAGUGUAACAGUUUGACCUAAUCAUAUGAUUCGAUAAAAGUAAAUUACUGAAUAACAUACAAAAUGCUAAUUUAUAAUUUAAAAAUUUGUUUACAAAAAAAUUAACGCGAUAAACACAGAAUAUAUAUAGCUUAGUACCGUUACCGAUAUGUCCAUAUGACAGAAAUUUUUAUGCAGCGUCUUAGGUGAAGAAAUCGAUGAACUAUUAGGCGUGAAAAAAUGACAUGUUGACUACCCAAUUUAUUCUUGCGUGCCAUUUCGUUAAUAUUCGUUAAAUGUUAGUGCUGUGAUAUGUGACGUGUUCAUGAAACCUGUAAAAUUAUCCGAAAACUAAGAUUAGCAGGGAAAGCCCAACGUAGAAGGAGUAUUUUCUACUCAUACAGACAGCUGUCAACCGUGUGUUUCCUCGCAAAAUUAGGCUUCAUUUCACGGUUGAUUUAACGAUUGUUUAUAACCUGUCAAGGAAAAAGCAUAGUUUUCGGACAAUUUUACAUCUUAAAGCGAUCCAGAAUGUUGCUUUGUUAAAUUAUCAGUUUAUUUAGAAAUGGCACGCAAGAAUUCUCGGCGUGUCAUUUCUCGCUUCUGACAUCACGAAUCUAAUAUGGCUACGGUGACUACCCAGGAGCCUUAAGAGUACCAAUCUAACAUACAAAGGUCUUGUGGAUUUUGGUGAAGAUGAUCACGUCACAAAUACCGGUGACGAGUAUUCUACUUUUAGAUUUUAAGAACUUGUAAUUGCUUUAUCAAACAUUGUCGAUAAGUACAUAGUAUUGACUUUUCAAGACUUUAUAAAUAGCUUGAAUUUAUAACCAAUCAGGAAUCAUUCAAUCAUUACAUAUUCAGCCUACAGAGUACGCCAUCUUCUGACCAAAUACGCAUGACAUAAAAGUCACCAUUAAAAACUUUACAGUUCGGCCAGCCUGAAAAUAUCAUUCGUCUCGAAUGAUUAACAAUUUUUUAAAAAUAAAAUUUUAA
Messenger RNA from Linepithema humile (Argentine ant), 3179 nucleotides. The record is from RefSeq and is a predicted model, not a curated record. Lineage: Eukaryota; Metazoa; Arthropoda; Insecta; Hymenoptera; Formicidae.